AUGCUCCAAUCAACAACCACCAAAACUACUGAAAAGAUUCUAAACAUUGCACUCAUGGGUUGUACUGAUAGUGGAAAAUCUGAGGUUGCAGGACUCUUCCGACACUUUCAUCAAAAUCCAAAUCGAAAUUCCUAUCCGUGUCCCACACGAACCGAUCGAUACUAUCCGAGAAAGUAUUCACCAUACUUUAUUGCUACACGUUGCAGUAGAGAUUAUUAUGUCUCUGCUAAUAUGGCCUUUGUUUCUUUCGAGAAGGAUGAAAACUCUUCCUUGCUGCAAUUUAUUGAUUCUGGAGCUUUGUCCAUGUAUAUAAAGAAUCAGUUGGGAGCCAUUUCGAUGGCAAAUGUGGCAAUUCUCAUAAUUAAUACUCAUUUCAUGAUGGAUUCACACGACGAGUAUGUUGAAGAGUUGAAAAAUCAAUUGAUUGCUGCGAGAGUUAAUCAAGUUAGGGAGUUUGUUGUUUGUGUGAAUGGAAUGGAUUUGUGUAAUUAUGAUGAGAAUGAAUUUAAAAGAUCAAUUGAGAGGAUUGAACCAAUUUUCAAAGAGAUUUUCGAAAAAUCGCUAACAGAUUACCAAAUAAUACCAACCAGUAUAUUUACAGAGGAUAAUUUACUCUGUCAUUCGCAACAAUUAAAUUGGUAUAAGGGACCAACACUAUACGAAAGCCUUGAGAUGAUAUCUCAAUCGAUGGUUUUUGAAAAAUACUCUGGUUUAAGAUUUAUUAUCAUUAAGGAGAUGUUCAUUUCUGGAGUUGGAAAAAUUAUUUGUGGAAAAGUUCAAUGUGGUCAACUAAGAAAAGGACAAACUGUUUUACUUCCACUUAAUAAUAGUUCAUUUGUAACUAGACAGGUUAUUGACCUUGAGAUUAAUCAUGAAAAAGUAGAACAAGUAGAUAGUAAUACAAUUUGUGGAGUGUAUCUUGGAGAUAUUCCACAUAAUCUAGUCAGAACAGGUUUUAUUGUAAGUGAUGAACUAGAUCAAUUGAAACCUGUCGUUUCGUUCGAGGCCGAAGUUGUUCUGAGGGCAGGAGUCAAGGGAUUUAGAGUUGGUGCCAUUCCUAUAGUUAGUUGUUCCCUUCAGCACAUCUCUUGUCGUAUCAAUUCCAUUCAAGAACAAAAGAAGGUGAAAAUUGUAACCAUGACACCAAUCCAUAACAUUUUAUUUAUGGAAAAUUAUACGGAAAAGGGUGGAUUUUUAGGAAGAUUUCUAUUAAGGGAGAAUGGAAAAAUCAUUGGCUAUGGAAAGGUCAUUCAUGUUCAUUUCAAUUAA
Messenger RNA from Naegleria gruberi, 1269 nucleotides. RefSeq lists its product as uncharacterized. Gene Ontology annotation, molecular function: GTPase activity; GTP binding. Gene Ontology annotation, biological process: translation. The transcript has a single exon. Bases 1 to 1269 code for a protein of 422 amino acids. NCBI's taxonomy places the organism in Eukaryota, Heterolobosea, Eutetramitea, Acrasida, Naegleriidae. The record is from RefSeq and is a predicted model, not a curated record.